UUGAGUCUCUUUGCAGCUGCACAGCGAAUUGCCUUUAUUGCAACAGUCAGAAUAGCUGGGACGCUAAGGAAUAGGGAGAGCGUAGCGUAAGGAAAGAGGAGAGAGCGAGGGGAACGUAAGAGAUACUUACACAGAUAUACCCUUGUCUGAGUGAGCCCAUUGAAUUUACCUUGUAGUAUUUUUUUAUUACUAGGGACCUGGAGUGCACGACAAACAAAUAAACGAUCAUCAUGGAGCAAUAUGACAGCGAGGACGGCGUGUACAUGCAACAGCAGGACGAUUGGGAUAGGGAUAUGCUCUUGGAUCCUGCAUGGGAGAAACAGCAGAGGAAGACAUUCACAGCCUGGUGUAACUCUCACCUGAGGAAAGCUGGGACUCAGAUCGAGAAUAUUGAGGAGGACUUCAGGGAUGGCCUCAAACUCAUGCUUCUGCUGGAGGUCAUAUCAGGCGAGCGCCUGGCCAAGCCAGAGCGAGGGAAGAUGCGGGUUCACAAGAUCUCCAAUGUGAACAAGGCCCUGGACUACAUCGCCAGUAAAGGGGUGAGGCUGGUGUCCAUCGGGGCUGAAGAGAUCGUGGAUGGCAAUGCGAAGAUGACCCUGGGAAUGAUCUGGACCAUCAUCCUCCGCUUCGCUAUUCAGGAUAUCUCUGUCGAGGAGACCUCAGCCAAAGAAGGCCUGCUGCUGUGGUGCCAGCGAAAGACAGCACCCUACAAGAAUGUCAACAUACAGAACUUCCAUAUAAGCUGGAAGGAUGGACUGGGAUUCUGCGCUCUCAUUCACAGACACCGCCCAGAACUCCUAGACUAUGGCAAACUGCGCAAGGAUGACCCCUUGACCAACUUGAACACAGCCUUCGAUGUUGCUGAGAAGUACCUGGACAUUCCUAAGAUGUUGGACGCUGAGGACAUCGUUGGCACGGCCCGCCCAGAUGAGAAGGCCAUCAUGACCUACGUCUCCAGCUUCUACCACGCCUUCUCUGGUGCCCAGAAGGCAGAGACGGCAGCUAAUCGGAUCUGCAAGGUGCUGGCUGUCAACCAGGAGAACGAGCAGCUUAUGGAGCACUAUGAGAAGCUGGCCAGUGAUCUGCUGGAGUGGAUCCGCCGCACUGUUCCCUGGCUGGAGAACCGCGCCCCGGAGAACACCAUGCAGGCCAUGCAGCAGAAACUAGAGGACUUCCGAGACUACCGGCGCAUGCACAAGCCCCCCAAGGUGCAGGAGAAGUGCCAGCUGGAGAUCAACUUCAACACCCUGCAGACCAAGCUGAGGCUGAGCAACCGGCCCGCCUUCAUGCCCUCUGAGGGGAGAAUGGUCUCGGACAUCAACAAUGCGUGGGGAGGGCUGGAGCAUGCGGAGAAGGGCUACGAGGAGUGGCUUCUGAACGAGAUCCGCAGACUCGAGAGACUUGACCACCUGGCUGAGAAAUUCAGACAGAAAGCUGCCAUCCACGAGGCCUGGACUGCGGGCAAGGAGGAGAUGCUGCAAGAGAAGGACUUUGAGACUGCUUCCCUGUCAGAGAUCAAAGCCCUGCUGAAGAAACACGAGGCCUUCGAGAGCGACCUGGCAGCGCACCAGGACAGAGUGGAGCAGAUUGCAGCCAUCGCCCAGGAGCUCAAUGAGCUGGAUUACUAUGACUCCCCUGGUGUGAACGCACGGUGCCAGGGCAUCUGUGACCAGUGGGACUCCCUGGGAGCGUUAACACAGAAACGCAGUGAGGCCCUGGAGAGAACAGAGAAGCUGCUUGAGACCAUAGACCAGCUGUACCUGGAGUUCGCCAAGAGGGCAGCGCCCUUCAACAACUGGAUGGAGGGGGCGAUGGAGGACCUGCAGGACACCUUCAUUGUCCACACCAUUGAGGAGAUCCAGGGGCUGAGCACAGCUCACGAGCAGUUCAAGGCCACCCUCCCCGAGGCAGACAAGGAGCGACAAGCCAUCCUGGGCAUCCACAACGAGAUCACCAAGAUUGUGCAAACCUACCACGUGAACAGGGUCGGCACCAACCCCUACACCACCAUCAACCCCCAGGAGAUCAACAGCAAGUGGGACAAGGUCAGGCAGCUGGUACCCCAGAGAGACCAGGCCCUGAUGGAGGAGCAUACCAGGCAGCAGAACAACGAGCGCCUCCGGAAACAGUUUGCAGGCCAGGCCAACAUCAUCGGACCUUGGAUACAGACCAUCUACCAGGAAAUUGGCCGCAUUUCCAUUGAGAUGCAUGGCACCCUGGAGGACCAGCUGACUCACCUGCGACAGUACGAGAAGAGCAUCGUCAACUACAAGCCAAAGAUUGAGCAGCUGGAGGUGGACCACCAGCUUAUCCAGGAGGAGCUCAUCUUCGACAACAAGCACACCAACUACACCAUGGAGCACAUCCGUGUGGGCUGGGAGCAGCUCCUCACCACCAUCGCCAGGACCAUCAACGAGAUUGAGAACCAGGUCCUGACCAGAGACGCCAAGGGCAUCAGCCAGGACCAGAUGAACGAGUUCCGAGCCUCUUUCAAUCACUUCGACAGGGAUCAUUCCGGGAAGAUGGGGGCUGAAGAGUUCAAAGCCUGCCUCAUCAGCCUGGGCUUCGAUAUCGCCAACGACGCACAGGGAGAGACUGAGUUUUCACGCAUCAUGAGCAUCGUGGACCCGAACCGGCUUGGCGUGGUCACAUUCCAGGCCUUCAUCGACUUCAUGUCCCGGGAGACAGCUGACACCGAUACAGCAGACCAGGUCACGGCCUCCUUUAAAGUGCUGGCGGGAGACAAGAACUACAUCCUGGCUGACGAGCUUCGUCGUGAGCUGCCUCCGAACCAGGCUGAGUACUGCAUCGCCCGCAUGGCUCCGUACUGUGGUCCUGACGCUGUGCCCGGAGCCCUGGACUACAUGUCCUUCUCCACUGCACUAUACGGAGAAAGUGACCUUUAAACCCUGAACCCCCGCAAAGCCAGCACCUGUUUUUGUACGCAACCAGCCUCCUUCCUCUGCGCCUCCUGUCUGUCAGCUCUGUCAUUGCUGGCUUUGCAUACAGGAACCCCCUACCAGGCAGCCUGUUAGCCCUAUUUACAAAAAGGGCAAUUAUUUUUUUGUUUGUUUUCUUCAUUAAAAAAAAUAAAUAAAAAAAUUACAUAUUUUAUUAUACAGAACAAAAGGUAUUUUUCUCCACCCAAUUUAAAGAAAGAAAAAUAAAGAAAAAAUUGCACCAAA
Polyodon spathula (Mississippi paddlefish) is the source of this 3185-nucleotide messenger RNA. Its product is annotated as alpha-actinin-1. The record is from RefSeq and is a predicted model, not a curated record. Bases 231 to 2906 code for a protein of 891 amino acids. Gene Ontology annotation, biological process: muscle cell development; actin cytoskeleton organization. Gene Ontology annotation, cellular component: Z disc; stress fiber; plasma membrane. Lineage: Eukaryota; Metazoa; Chordata; Actinopteri; Acipenseriformes; Polyodontidae. The transcript has 21 exons. Gene Ontology annotation, molecular function: actin filament binding; calcium ion binding.